UGGAUAUUGAACAGUUGACAUACAAAUCACUUGAAAGUUCAGCUAUUGGAGGUCCUGUGUUUUUUCUCAGCAUCUGUUUUUCGCUUCUUUUCUUGUACGAGAGGGAGUUUUGACAAGAGUUCAAAUGGCAAACUUACAAUUCUGUUAUAACAAGGGAUGUGCUCAGAAGUUCGAUCCAGAAGAGAAUUCGGAAGAUUCGUGUCAUUACCAUCCUGGAGAGCCAAUUUUUCAUGAUGCCAAAAAAAAGUGGUCCUGUUGCAAUAAGUACAGCACAGACUUUUCGGAGUUUUUAAGCAUAAAGGGAUGCGCUGUAGGGAAGCAUAACAGUGUCCCUCCAGAUAACACUGUCAAAGAGAAGAAAUCUGAUAUUCCAACUAAACCUAUUCCUACACCUACUCCUGUAAUAUCAAAACCCGUUGUAUCCCAAAGACCAUCAAGUACCGAGCCCACACGUGAUCUUCCAAUCGAAGUUGCAUCAAAUCUCAAGUCAGCUCUAGAAGAAUUAUCACUAGAUCCAUCCUUCAAACCACUACAGAAUUCUACAAUAGAAAAUAAUAAUAAAGGUAGUCCUUCACUUGGUACAAACUGCAAGAACACUGCAUGCAAACAGGUUUAUACAGGAACAGAUUCAGAUAGUGGACUCUGUCUAUACCAUCCCGGUGUAGCUGUAUUUCACGAAGGACUGAAGUAUUGGACUUGUUGUAAUCAGAAAACUAGUGAUUUCGAAGCAUUUCUUAAACAAAUCGGUUGUACUACAGGUCAUCAUAAUUGGACAGUGGAAUGAAGGAGCAUAGGCCUCCCAUCAGGAUUCUCCAUCCAACGCUUUCCUGGGCAAUAAUUUCCAGAUCUUUCCAGUUGUUAUUCAUCCUUUUUAUAUCCGCUUCUAUUUCCCGACGUAAUGUAUUCAUUGGCCCCUCUCUUUUCUAAUCUAAGGCUUGCCUCGUGAUGUAAUGUUGUUAUUUCCUCAAUGUAUGUCCUAUCCAUUUCCAUCGUCUUUUCAUAAUUUCCUCUUCAGAUAGAAGCUGGCUUGUUCUCUCUCAUAGUAGACUGUUGCUAAUGGUAUCCGGCCAAUGUAUAUUGAGUAUCUUGCGUAGAGAACUGUUUAUAAAUACUUGUACGUUCUUGUGAUGAUGGUUGUAUUAAUCGUUCAAGUUUCAGUUCCGUACAAUAGAACUGCCUUGACGUUCGUAUUGAAGAUUGUGACUUUGAUUUUGGUUAAAAUUUGUUUUGAGUUCCAUAUGUUCUUCAAUUGUAGAAAUAUGGCCCUUGCUUCGCUAAAAAAAGAAGUUAACAAUUGAUAUAUAAGUGAAGGUUUAAAAAAACUUUCAUUGUACUUCAACUAUUUCUUUCGCGAUAACGAUGCAUAGAAAAUGUGCUCAAAUUAUGAAAUAAUAAUGCUAUUUAUGUUAAUCGACACACAUUCCACACAGAAUAGAAUCUUCACUUUAAAAUCAUCAUUACAAAAUAUUUGAACUCUAUCGUUGUUGACAGUCAAGACUAAAUUGUGAUUAAUCUUUGUUUAUGUAUGUUAAUUUUUUAUGCGGAUUGUGGCUAGCAGCAAGAUCUAGGAUUGAUGUUUCAUCCCAUUUGUAAUUUUCCAGCCUAUUUUGCUUGCACUCUAUAUUGUUGAUGUUCAAAAUUCAAUUCUAAAAUGUUUGCAACGGAAUUAUUCAAUUCCUUAUCAAUAAUGAUACAAAUGUCAUACUCAUUGAAUUAAUUAGUGACUACCGAAACUCAUUAGUUCGGUAGAUAACCAGUUGUUGUGUUUAAAGUGAAUACUACUGUACUAGGUUCACGUCUCAAUCUAAAUAUCAACAUUGGGAUAUAGGUACAUACAGCUGGUGAGUUCUAAAAGAGAGUAAAAUACAUAUUCUGGAUUCCACCAAUGAUCGAAAUUCAUCUAAAAAAGUUUUAAGUUUGUUACCCAACUUCCAUGUGAAUCCUGUUUUUUUGUUUACAGAAGGAGAAUCAAUUAGAAAAUUGUAUUUAGACAAAAAAGACUGAACAAUUUUCAGUCCUAAAAAUCAAAGGGAAGAUUCAAGUAAAACAAUACCAAGUGAAUUAAAAGCUAUUCAGUUUUAUGAAAUAAUAAGAACGCUUCUAAAAAAUUCUGUUAAAAAAACGAAUUAGUAUUAUUGUUUAUAGACUUAAUAUUCUACAAGGAAAACGAUUGUUGAAAGUAUAUUAUAUUUACCGGAACAACACAUUUUGGGUUGAAUACUUACCUACUUACGCCUGUUACUCCGAAUGGAGCAUAGGCCAUAGACCAGCAUUCUCCAACACACUCUGUCGUGGACCUUCUUUUCUAGUUCCAUCCAAUUCUUGUUAAUUUUUCUGAUGUCUAUCUCCGUUUCCCGGCGUAAUAUGUUCUUUGUUCUUCCUCUCCUCCUUCGGCCUUGAGGAUUCCAUGUGAGGGCUUGUCUUGUGACAGUUGGGUGAUUUCCUCAAUAUGUGUCCUAUCCACUUCCAGCGCUUCUUCCUGAUUUCUUCGUCCACUGGAAUCUGGCUUGUUCUAUCCCACAGAAGAUUGUUGCUAAUAGUGUCCGGCCAACGGAUCCGAAGUAUUUUGCGUAGACAACUGUUAAUAAACACUUGUAUCAUGUGGAUGAUGGCUUUCAUAGUUUUCUAGGUUUCCUCUCCAUACAGUAGAACUGUGUUGACAUUUGUAUUGAAAAUUCUGACCUUGGUGUUGGUUGACAGUUGUUUUGAGUUCCAGAUGUUCUUCAGUUGUAAAUAUGCUACUCUUGAUUGCUGAUCCGCGCUUUCACAUCUGCAUCAGAUCCACCGUGUUCAUCAAUGAUGCUACCCAAAUAUGUAAAGGUUUUUAUUUGGGUUGAAUAAACAAAUCAUGUUUAAACAUGUUGAAAAGCUAAGACGAUCUUUUCAUUUAUUACUUCUUAUAGAUAACUGUCACAUACUCGACAUGGUUGAACUUCAUUAGUUACUGUUUCUCGGUAGAACUCCUGAAAUUACAUUUCGAAGUUAUUUAUUAGUGAGUAUAAAACUCUAUACUGAAGAAUAAUAAUUCGUUUAUGUUAAACUCACAUUCAACGUAAUCAACUCAACAAUAAUAAUUUAUUCUCAACUCAUACUACUACGAAAAAUGACCAGUUUAUUAUGACUGCUAAGUGUUCAACUGGUUUUUGGUUGGUACUGGGACUCCCUAAUCCUACGACGCAUAGUGAGAACAUAAAGGCUGGUAAUAAGGAUUUAUCUGUCUAUCAAGAUGAUAUAUCCAUAUAUCAUUUCUUUAUAAUGUAAUUUACACACCGUCAAAUUUGUAUAAAUGGAAUUAAGUAGUAUUGAAGAUCAGUUAAUCAAUAAAUUACUUUGUGAGCACAUAUUUAUCAAUAUUAUACAGUCGAUGAUCUACAAGGAACAGAUAUAAUGAAUUAAAUAAGUUAUAUAAAUCACAGAAGAUUAAAGAAAUAAUAAUUUUAUAUGUGUUUCGCAAUCUAAUUGAUUAAAUCUAUGCUUACCAUAUCACAGCAUCCCUAACACUCAUGAAUUCAACUGUUACAAUAUUACAAUCUCUGCAAAUCCCCAUUCUAAUACAAUAAAGUAGUGAUUUUAUACUUUUGCAAUUUUAUAGAUUAGGUGACUCAGUAGUCUAAGGAUUCAUUUUCCAAUCAUACUAUGUCUAAAACUCAGUCAGUAAAAACGUAGAACUUCGUACGUACAUCAGUUCGAGUUGCCCCAAUACAUUAGCACAGAGAUGCAGUUGUCGAUUCAAAUCCCGUAGUGGUAGAGGUAGUAAGAGAAUAAGCAGUAAUUGGAAAGAUUAGGGUUUGGAGAUAUUAUUCAAGGAGUUUAAUCUAGUGAAGUAAAUUUGGAAAGAGAAAAAAAAGGUCUAAAACUCAAUUCUAACUCUACUUCCUUCAACCUGAGCAAUUGAUUAAUCUCACACGUAUAGAGUUUGAUUCGAAAUCAACUACACUGAUUUAUACUUGUUAACAAUAAUGAUUGAUUUUCAGCCAAUACAUUCCCAUGUUCGAGUUCCAUUCCACCUAUAUUGAUUUGAGUAAUUAGUUAGUAUUAUCUAACACUUACAAUUAUUAUUAGUGGCUUUAUUCAAUAUUAUAUUUUUGGUACAAUAUAGAAUCCUCAGCACAAAGUAUUUCAACAAGUUUCCCUUUCUUAUUUCUUGAUCAGUUCCUUGCGAUAAAUAUUGAGUGGUCGCCAGUUAGAUGUUAGCGGUUCAGGAAUCGACAUCUAAUAAAUGUUUAUCCUUUUCGAUGCAUCCAUUCUCUGUGUUCUCUAACUCUAAUCUUCUGAAUUCCUCAUGUCCUUUACUUUCUUUCCAAAUCUAUUCUACUGGAUUAUACUCCUUAAAUAACAUCAUCAAACCUUAAGGUUCCCUGUCACUACCUCUACCACUACGGGAUUUGAAUCGAUAACUGAAUCUCUGUGCUAAUGUGGUAUGGCAACUCAAACUGAUGUACGUACGUACGAAGUUCCACGUUGUUACUGACUGACUGACUUUUCGAUGCAUAUUGCCAGUAACCAUGAUGUCUCUGAUUGAGCUCUUUUGUAACUUGUACAGUGAAAUGUUGUAAACUUUUCACAAACGUACCUGAAUAGGUUAUGAGACUAAUAGGCAUAAUGAUAUGUUAAAACAAACAAGAAAACAGAUAACUUGUUGAAAUAUUCAGAUGGUAGGAACAGGUAGCCCAGAUAUUCAACUGAUUUUACUUACAAUCUUUAAACAAGUUACUUUUAUCAUUUGACGUUCUUUCUUCUUUUUCUUCUAAAUUUUUAUUUAAUCAUAGGAUGCAAAAUCUACAAAUGCAACAUUAACACUUCAACCAAAUACAAAUUGUCGUUUUGAUUGGUAUCAAUUUGGUGGUUGUGUUACAUUAGAUAUAUAUGCUAAAAAUAUAUGGCCUGAAACUGUUUCUAUUAAAGUUAAUCAAAUAGUUUUACAUGUUUCAUUAAAAUUCGGUUUAGAUUAUCAAACAUUUGAAAGAGAUUUCAAUUUAUAUGGUUCUAUAGAUCCAAAACAAUCUAUUGUUAAAUUAAUGCCAUUAAAAGCUGAAAUAAUUUUGAAAAAAGCUGAACCAAUAUCAUGGCCUACACUUGAAUGUAAACUAUUAGAUAAUAAAGCAGAUAAUUCAGAUAUUAAUAAUAAUGGAGAAACAAGUUAAAAAAGAAACAAAAAUAGGAUGUAUUUCUAUGGAAAUAUGGUUAUUACAACGAUUACGCAAUCAAGAAUGUUAUUUGUUUGACUAAUAAUAAUAAUUCAUCAAUCUCUCCCAUAUGAUGUGAGUUUCUCAAUUGUUGAUACUGAAUAACUAUGAAACAUUUUGUUUUUCUAACAAUAUAAAAAUGUUGGUUUG
Schistosoma spindalis is the source of this 5336-nucleotide messenger RNA. The record is from the annotation of a GenBank genome assembly. Lineage: Eukaryota; Metazoa; Platyhelminthes; Trematoda; Strigeidida; Schistosomatidae.